AUGUCGCAAGACGGGAGGUAUCCAGAGACUGACCAGGAGGAACAGAAGAGAGAAGUUUGGACAAACAAGCGAGAGUAUAUUUUGUCUCAAGUAGUGUAUGUGACGGCCGUGUUGCCAUACAUCCUGCUGACGGUGCUGCUGAUAAGGUCGUGCAUGAUGCCGGGGUCGGUGGACGGCCUUCUGUAUUUCCUUAGACCGGAUUUUUCAAAACUACUGACAGUCCAGGUGUGGCUGGAGGCAUUACUGCAGAGUUUCUAUGCGAUGAAUACAACGUAUGGCGGCCUCAUCACAAUGGGCAGUUUCAACUCCUUCAACAAUAAUUGUAUCAGGGAUGUGGUGUUGGUAACAAUCAUUGGCCAGCUGAGCUGUAUCUUCUGUGGCUUCACCGUCUUCUCUACUCUGGGCUUUAUGGCUAAUGAAGCUCAGGUACCCAUUGCUGAAGUCGUAUCCUCAGGAUCAGGGCUUGGGUUCAUCAUCUACCCUGAGGCUAUAUCCAAGCUGCCUUUAUCCCAACUAUGGGCUGUUCUGUUCUUCCUUACACUGCUCACCGUUGGGAUUGACUCAAUGGGAGGAGUGUACCUCUUCCAGUUACUGGACUGGUACUCCUCAUCCUUCAAUGCGCUUCUGAUUGGCUGUCUCGAAUGUGUCGUCAUCUACUGGAUCUAUGGUUCUGAGAGGUUCGGCAAGGAUAUCAAAACGAUGCUGGGCCGUCGUCCUCCAACUUUGCUGAGACUUCUGCUGUCAUAUGUUACCCCAGGCAUUCUCUUUGCUGCUCUCGUCGUUUCCUUGUUUGGGUACGAUCCUCCCAGCUAUGGCGAGUACAUAUAUCCAGAGAUUGCCAAAAUAAUGGGAAUUCUCUUGGCAGUAGGAUUUUCAGUACCAAUACCUGUCAUGUUUGUGUACGAGUGUCUCAGGAAGAAAGGAAGUAUCUGUCAGAUCAACAGCUGUCAGAAUGAUGAACCCGGCAUGGACACAACUGUUAUAAAUGGGAUGGCGCGACAGUGUCGACGGUUUUGA
Molecule: messenger RNA, 1017 nt
Organism: Haliotis rubra (blacklip abalone)
Lineage: Eukaryota; Metazoa; Mollusca; Gastropoda; Lepetellida; Haliotidae
Product: sodium- and chloride-dependent glycine transporter 2-like
Exons: 10
Coding region: 1-1017 (338 amino acids)
Biological process (GO): sodium ion transmembrane transport
Cellular component (GO): membrane
Source: RefSeq, a predicted model, not a curated record